AAUGAAAUACCUUCUCACGUUCGCUCUUUCUGGAUGAAACGAGCCCUCCAAGCUCUCGAUGAGCUCGUCUCCCCAUGCCCCUACGAAGCCUUCGGUGCCGUCAUCGUCAAUCACACCACCUACCUCCCAGAUGACAUUGGAGAUCUCAUCUGCAUCGGCGCCAAUGCCAUCUCCACCGGCAACCCAACCCUGCAUGGAGAAAUGGCAGCCAUCAACAACUGCACCGCCGUGCUCUCCGACCCGGACGGCCACUACAAGCUCUCCCCCGCAGAGAUCCAGAAAGCCUGGCAUCAAUUGACCCUCUACACCACCGCCGAGCCGUGUCCAAUGUGCAGCGCCGCGAUCCGCUGGGCGGGCUUCAAGGAGUGCGUCUACGGUACUAGCGCUGCGACUCUGGCUGCGAACUCGUGGAGUCUGAUCGACAUCUCUAGCGAGGAGGUCUUUGAGAGAUCGAGCAAUUUGAAGCCUUCUACGAGGCUGAUUUCGAACAUCGCAAGCAAUGAAACUGAUCCUUACUUUCAAUGGCAGAAUGAUCCGCACGCUGAGUGU
Molecule: messenger RNA, 549 nt
Organism: Zymoseptoria tritici IPO323
Lineage: Eukaryota; Fungi; Ascomycota; Dothideomycetes; Mycosphaerellales; Mycosphaerellaceae
Exons: 1
Biological process (GO): purine nucleoside catabolic process
Molecular function (GO): guanosine deaminase activity
Source: RefSeq, a predicted model, not a curated record